AUGAGACUUUUCGAAAAUACGUACGAAUUCUCAUAUCCGUGGGAGCAGGUAACUGCAGCUAACUGGAAAAAAUAUCCUAAUGAAGUUUCCACUCAUGUGGUUGCAGUCGAUGUAUUGAGACGAGAGCUGCAUGAUUCUGGCAAGAAACUUAAGAGUGAAAGACUAAUAACUGUGAAGCAGUCUGUUCCUAAAUGGUUACUCAUGAUGGUUGGUGGGACAAAUGUGAGCUACGUUCGCGAAGUUUCCGUUGUAGAUUUAGAUGAUAAGACGCUGACGCUGCGCAGCUGCAACUUGACUUGCGCCAACCUACUGAGGGUCUAUGAAACUGUAACAUACAAGCCAAACCCUGAUGAUCCUAUGAGGACAAUUUUUGAGCAGGAGGCGCAAAUCACAGCCUACGCUUCGAUCACGAAGCUGUGUAAUAAGAUUGAAGAAUGGUCAGUCAAGAGAUUUCAUGACAACGCUCAAAAGGGCAAAAAAGGUUUUGAUUCAGUUUUACAGAUUCUCAGCGAGCAUUGGGAGCAAAGAGACAAGUACGUUGAUGAUUUUGGAAAUAGUAUUGUUGAUAAGGUUAAUGAUACUGUUGACGACCUCAAGAUUACAACUGAAAAUUUGAUCAAGGAAACGGAAAAAAAAUCAUCCAUUUUGAAUCAGUAUUACAGACAGAUCCAAAGCGCAUUCAGCAAAACUGCAUGA
This is a messenger RNA of Lachancea fermentati, 696 nucleotides long. The record is from the annotation of a GenBank genome assembly. NCBI's taxonomy places the organism in Eukaryota, Fungi, Ascomycota, Saccharomycetes, Saccharomycetales, Saccharomycetaceae.